Phytophthora sojae is the source of this 804-nucleotide messenger RNA. RefSeq lists its product as hypothetical. Lineage: Eukaryota; Oomycota; Peronosporomycetes; Peronosporales; Peronosporaceae. The transcript has a single exon. The annotation marks the transcript as partial. The record is from RefSeq and is a predicted model, not a curated record.
UGGAUGACUGCGCAAGUCGGACACAGGAGCAUGUACUCCGUUGAGAGGCUACACGCUCUGGAUAGCUAUUGCCACAAGGCGUCUCGGCUUCGAGUUAUCAUGGUGUGCAUACUUACUCCAGUUCCAGCCCUGUUGACGAUGAUAGUAUACGAAAUGAUCCCACUCCAAGACCCAACUGCAGGCUGGAAGGCGAACUACGGUACUUGGUUGCGUUAUGCGUUUCUUACCUUCAUGAUCGCGCUUGGUUUGACGUUCCAAGUGAAGGGCAUGAGUCUGGGGAUUUCUAUCGCGCUGUGGCAAUGUAUCACGAUCUCAUCGCUCACUUCCGCGUGCUUCGUGGCGGUCUCACUACUGAUUGCGAGCUCGUGGACAUUUCCGAUUCCUUUCAGUUUCCUGCUCACUCUUCCCCACUUCGUGUUCUUUUUAGUGUUUUGGACUUUCGUAAUUGUCGGUCGGCAAUGGAUCACCACCACUACAACAAAGUUAUCGCAAAAAUUCCAGCGCUAUGUGAUGGUGGCAACUUUCCCGAGCUUCCUCGCGAUGGCGUACAUUGUGCUGAUAGCUGCGUUCUCCACCCUGUCAGAAUACGGACAAAUCGCCACUGUCCUGCUGUUGCCAUUCGUUAAAUUAUUUUUGAAGAAUUUUAUGGCGUGGGUGUCUGCACGUCUAGAAGAGGGGGUGGCAGGGAUCGUCGUGUUUUCCGUGGAGUUAGCGCACGCGUUGUUCGUGACCACGUGCAUGCAGUCUGCCAGGUCGUUGAUUGCAUCGGUCGUGAUCAUAAGUUUCGACGCGAUGCACUCAAUA